This is a messenger RNA of Phalacrocorax carbo (great cormorant), 16583 nucleotides long. The record is from RefSeq and is a predicted model, not a curated record. Lineage: Eukaryota; Metazoa; Chordata; Aves; Suliformes; Phalacrocoracidae.
GUAGUAGAAUGUUAGAGAAAUCUGUCUAUGGUUAUACUGCGGAGAGUUUUAUGAGCUGCUUAAAUCACAAAACUGAAAGUUAUUGUAAGUACAUAUAACUCCCGGAUUCAGGCUAAGGAAGUCCAUGUUAUGAAAUUUCCCACUGUUUGCUGUUGUAGAGCAACCUCACCCAGCAGCCUGGCUGAAUCCGGAUAGCUGCAGCUGAACCGGAAAGCGCAGCUGUGCGUACGCUCGGACUUCCCUUUGCAGCUGGCCAGUUACAUACACACUUGCCUGGAGUCAUGACGCGGCUCGGCUCUGCUGCUCCAGCCCCGCUGCUGUGCACCCUCGCUGUGCUGGUCAAAAUGUCUCUGUCAGUGGACCAUGUUCCGAUGCUGCUUUGGUCAACUCAGAGAUUACAGUGGAAUCCAGACACUGAUUUGCAUGAAGGACACAUUGUCUCAGCACUGGAGCUGACUGCACUCUUGCAACCUGUUCUUAUGCAGAACUCCAGAAACCUCAUCUUGUUCCUGCAACAUACACUUAGCAUAGAUGAUUUCACAUACCUCAGUGAAUCCUACGGUAACAAGAACCCAUUUCAAAAUAUUCAGGAAAUUCUUCAGUCUUCUCCUUCAUCUUUAGUUUUACCGGCUGUUGACUGUGAGGCUACCAGGUACCUUCUGAGCUUUCUUCAGGAGUCAGGAGAUUGGAAGUUAACAAACAUAACUAAUCUCAAUGUCUCUCAAGUGGAAGUGAAUACAUCUAAACCAAACUUACUGGUGGUUCAGCUACAACCACUCGUCAGUGGUUUCAAUAUGGUUUCCACCCUGGAAGCAAUUGCUGAAAAUGACAAAAUAAUUGGAAGACUGACCAUGGAUCUGCAGGAACGAGGGAUUAGUUUUUCAGUAAUUUAUACUGCAGUGAGACCUUCAAGGAUUUCUAGAAGAACUAAUGUGGUGGGGGAAUUAAGAAGACAAUUAAUGGCCACCGAGGAAGAAGGCAGUUUAUCAUAUCCUCCUCUGACUGUGACCACUGGAAAUGAUAUAUGCAUCCUUUUUUAUGCUAGUAAUUUCAGCCUCAAAGCCAACAGUUCAGUUUUUAUAGAUUUGACAAAUGCAACAUUUGUAACUCAGAAUGUGGAUAUUUCUUCCUCUGAGUGCUCAGGCAUCAACACAACACUGUCAUUAAAAUACACAAAGCCAGUGAAUGGAAUCAGCAGCCUAGAGAUAAGGUUUUUAAUGACCAACAAUUUCUAUGCAGGCUCGGCUAGAAAUUGGUCCACUUUGGAUUCAGUUGAGAUUGUACAAGAUGGAGAAAAGUUCGCUAAAUUUAACGUUUCUGUCAUCUCUGCUCCUGCAGAGUAUUCAUUUCACUGUCAGCUGGUGGGAACAAGCAAUCUCUAUCCUGCAAGGCUGAUUCCAUCCAACAAUGAGGCAAAAAACUGGGAUGUUUUCAUUUCCAGGUUGCAAAUUCAAGGCUUCAACAUUGAAAACAACCAAUUUUCCUAUGCAAGUGACUGUACAGGCUUCUUCACUCCUGGAAUCUGGAUGGGCUUGGUGACAUCUAUAGUUUUACUGUGGAUCCUGACCUAUGGAAUCCAUAUGAUCAUGCAGCUCACAACAAACAACAGAUUUGAUGAUCCCAAAGGUCCAGCUCUGUCAGUUCCUCAGACAGAAUAGCCAUUGAUUUAGUGCUGCUACGGCUUUUCCUGGUCUGAUAUUUAUGAUUUUUAUAACUUUUUUACUUCGUAAUAUGUGUAACCUAAAAAGAUAUCAUAGCAGAAAGGGAUAAUUAAACUACAUAUAAAAAGGAUCCUUAUGCUUGGCAACAGUAGUAAUUCUACUUGUUAUUACCAUCAUUUGUUAACAGCUAUCUGUGCUAGGAGUCUCAGAUGAGGCUGUAGAGGUUAUUACUCUACCUGGCUAUUAGAAAGACCAGUACAAACUGCCUUCAGAUUAACUAUUAUUGGCAAAGAAAAGAUAUCACAACAAAUAUAAAUGGCAAGGAUUUAUAAAUAACUUAUUCAACAAGAAAAUAUAUAUUGAAACUGCUAGUCUCUUUAAAGGCUCUUUACUAAGCACAGCAUGUUGGUGCAUCUUAAGAAGGCUGAACUGGGUCUUGUCAUUUUUUCUGUUGAGAAAACAAUCCAGAAAUGUACAGAACUAACAAGGUAUAAGUAACUACAGAAAUGGUAUUGAAAAAUCUUUUCAAAAUACAUCACUUUGUUUAGAUGUGGUAUCACAAAUGAAUGGGUUAAGGUUUAUCUUCCCUCUAAUGUCAGGUUAUGCCUGUGAGAAUUAUGUUGAGUAAUGCUAACUCGUGUUUGUUUCAGCCAUGGACAGCUGAUGGAGUUACUAAGCAAGAUAGCCCCUUGUCCAAACGGAUUACAAAAUUGUAUUUGGUGUCAUGGCAUUGAAUGCAACUUUUCAAGCUCAUAACCUAGUAUGAUUCAAAGUGCCAGUGCAAACAGCACCUUAACAGAGAUAAGGUAAUUUUCUUGGCAUCCCUCCUUUUCCAGAUAUCUUAGGAGUAGUUAUGAAGUGCAAAAAAGGAAAAAAAUAUUAUAUAAAGUCAUUAGAAGCACUGGGCUAAUGUAAGUCUGAGCGUGUUUAUGGUCAUCUCAAUGAUUCCAGAAGCCUGAAAACAUUCAGAGUGUCCUGGGUUCUUUUGCAAUUAAUAAAAGACUCUACAUCCUCUCACUGGGCAAUCUGACUAUGGAGUGAAUUACUAAAUGUUAUGAAAAGCCAGAAAAUAGUAGAAGAGCAAUGGUAAAUUGGUAAAAAAAUUGUAAAAAUAACAUUUUCAUUCUGCCUUCCAUAAUGCUGUUAUGACAGUGCAUGUUCUAUUAGUAGUUAAAGAACAAAAAGAUAUCAUUUUGACAAAAUUACAUUUGUCACAUGAGAAAAAUUCUAACUUUUCUCAUCUUGAUGCAUGUCAUAGGACAAUGAUACAGAGGAAAGACAGUUAGAAUCAACAAUUUAACUAGACCAACAAUAGUUUCUACCCAUCAUUCCUAGAUGUCACAUUUUUAUUAUGUAGUCAAAAAGGUAAAUUAAAUGCUGUCUGAAACUAUUCCUUCUGAAUCAUUCAGUCCUGAUCUGGAAAACAAAAAGAAAGCUGGUGUGUAACUAGCAGAGGUGACUUCUCUGCUGUAAUAACUUUCCCAAAUGUUUUUCGAAACCUCAAAGAAUGCUGGCGUUCGAUCUAAACAAAACCCAUGUGUUAGAAAGGCACAUUUUCUUUUCAAAAAUAAGUUCCCAGGACAGGCAACCGGACUUGUUUUAUUAAUUGCCCCUUCAAAACAAGUUAUAUGAAUGUGACAUUGAAAAUUGACAUAAUAUUCAUGCAACUGAUAGCUAGGACAAAGGAAUGCUAUUACAAAGGGCUGGAUUGUAGAAGACAGCUUUCUUAUGACUUUUGUCUAGAUUCAACAAAAUUUGGAACAGAUUUUGUUCAACAGUGAUGAUAUGUCGGAACCAAAGAACAGCUUUACAAGGCCACCCAGCUCAGGAUCCUAUCUCCAGCAGUGGUAUGAUUAUGGCAAGCAUGUGGUAGUACUUUCUGCAGAUGUUCCACUGGUCUCCACCAUUUAAGCUCAGGGACUUCCUCAGCCUUAGAGGUGGUGUCUUUGUAUUUAGUAACUCUGGCUAUAGUUGUAGUCCAUGAAUUUGUCCAGCCUCCCCUUGAGCCUAUGAACUCUCCUAGAGCUCACAGUGUCCUGACUGUGGCAUGGCACUGGGGAUACCUGCACCCUCCUUUGCUUGCCUGGGUUGGACUCUGGAGAAGAGGAUGAGGAAACAGUCUCAUAUAGACUGUACCACGGUGAAGAGAUAAGCCUCUUUCAGAAGAGAUCAAGCUGGAACAGAUGUUGGAAGAGAUGUUUGUUGGAUUAGCUUUUGGCUGAUGCAGUAAAAGUGAAGCCCUCAGAAAAGGGCCAGACUGAACUGUCUGCUGUCUACACUGUCUACACAUUCCAGGGUGAUGGGGAAGGCGAUUUGGGGGAGAAAAGCUUUUUCCUUCUACCUUCUCUCACAAUGAUACCAUGAAUGCAGGCAAAUAGGGCCUGUAGGGUCAUAUACUCUGUUUCUAUAGUGAGUUGGAACAUCCCUGUGAAGGAAAGCUCAAGUCACCUGUUGUAGCCCUUGAUGUGGCAGGGUUAUCCUGGUGAGGUUGCUACUGGGAAAAACAACAGAAAAGGAAUGGAACUACCCACAGGCCUAGCUGUCUUGGGGGCCAGGUGGACUGGGCUCAGGGGCCAAUGGCCAGUCCCUGUUAGAAGAGGAUCAACUGCUCUUUGUCCACAUGUAGUGGGUUGACCUUGGCUUGCUGGCAGAUGGCUACCCAGUCGCUCUGGCCUCUUCUCACAGAGGCCACUUCUGCUGCCAACAGCUGGAUAUGGACACGCAACACACCACAUCAGGGGGCCAUGCGUGCUGCUGGAGUCCCCAUCCCCGUGCCAUCUUGAACCCCUGCAGCUGAACAUCAUGCUGCCCUGUGUUUGGAGACAAAGACAACUGAUUACUGAUUUCAGCAGGGCUGGAUUCCUUCCUUUUAAAUAGGGCUGGGCCUCAAGAAAUUCUAGCCGGAUUUUGCACCUGCUGGUGUUUGUUUACGUUGCUGAAUAAAGUUAGAAACCUGCCAGGGGCCUUCCAGUUCUGUGUACUUCUUAUUUCACAAUUCAGCUUAAUCACAGGUUUACUUGUUAAAACAUGCCUGCUUUGGGAGCUGUUCCAGCCAGAAUAAUAGCUCUGUCUGGAAGGUGUGAGCCUUUAGGACUUCCCUCAGAGCUCUCUGAAGUUAUCAGAAGUACUGACUUAUGUGAAUGCUAACUCAUUUCUCUACAAAGUACAAGAAAACUUAAUAAAGAUGGAGGGGAUGAUAGGAAAGAGCAUCAGUUAGGAAAGUAGAAGCUUUUUCUUUACUUUCAAAUAUAUAAAUUAGUGAAACUUUAUAAAGAAAAAAAUCAAAAAUUAUACAAAACUAUGGCACAACUUGAAAAGAUCAGUUUAACUGCGAAAAAUCAAGCUUAAAACCAGAGAAAACCCAAACCUAAACACAAAAGUCCUGAAGCCAUAAGUUAAGGUAUUUCUUCACAAAAUUCAGCAAUGAUCAUUUGUUGGAGAGGAGAGCUGAGAUGGAGCUAGAAUCUGAACCUCCUGACCUGAUACAGGUUUGCUUUGUGUCCUGGUCUGUUGGUUUCUCUGCUUGUAAAAUUACUUAUUUCACAAACCAUGUGGAAACCCAGCAAUGAUUUAUAAUGAAACAGAAUUAUAAUAGAAAUAGUCCAAGAGUAUGUAGGCAGUAAAGGAAGAGAAAUCAUUCCAUCUGUCAAAGGAAGACUCAAUGACGUAAUUGGCUCCUCCUUUCCUUCUGGGUGCCUGAAAAAUAACGAAUAUGCAAAUCUAAAUCAGCUGAAUUAUUAGGCAGUGUCCAGGCAUUACAGUGCUCUGUAAUUAUUUUAGCAUAAGUUGGGGUCAAGCAGGGGAAACCAGAGAUGCUGAAAACAAGGAAUGACCAUGAGAUGCUAACUCCUAAGAUAAUCAGAGAUACAGGAGGAAGCCUGAAUGUUGGAUACUGGUCACUGCUGGCAGAAAACUAGCAGUAGUCUCGGCAGGUGAGGGCAAGUGUGGUGAUAAUCUUAUCUUUACACUGAAAUAGAGGAUGAGAUGACCCACACAAGGGGGGCAAGGACUCCUUUUCCUGCAGGCUGUUUUAUCUGCUGCAUCUUGUGAUGAUUUGACCUUGGACAGCUGCCAGAUGCCCACUCAGCUACUUUCUCCUUCUCCUCCUCCUCCUCAACAGGUCAGGGGGAGAAAGAAAGAUGGAAAAGCUUGUGGGUCAAAAUAAAGAAGGGGACACCACUUACCAGUCACCGUCAUGGGAAAAACAGACUUAUGGAAGAUUCAUUUAUUGCCAGUAAAAAUAGGUUGGAUAAUGAGAAACAAACAAACUUAAAACAAUGCCUUCAGUCUGCUCAAAUGCCAAGAAUCCCAUGGUGUCUGAUAUCUUCCAGUAAAAGAAUCCGAUCUUCUUCAAUUUGUUCAUAAAGGUUCUGCUCUCAGAUUGGUCCAUUCCCUAUGAAAACAAUGCAAAAUCAAGGAGAAAAGAACUAUUUCUUCAGAACUCUGAUUUCUAAUGACUUAAAAAUUAUUGAAGUGCAGGGGAAAAAAAAAAAGAAAUACAUGAGAUCUUGCCAAGGGGUGGUUCCCUAAGUAAGUAGUCUCUCACGUCAAUGCGGGCCAGUGUCUUUCUUAGUCUUCCUACCUGUGUGGGUGGAAAGGAGACUUACAACAGUGACUGAGCCCAAGAACAAGUCAUUUGCUAUUGAUGUCCCACAAAUGAAGUGGCUCCCUUAUCUCCACAACUUUUUUCAUAUGCCUCCUGUUUGAACACAGGUACCCCACUCCAAUUGGAUGGAUUUCUGUAUAACCCCCGGACCUGGUAUGUUCUUGAAUUAUUAUAGCUGAACUUAGUUUUUUAUAGUUGAACUUAGUUUUAGACUGAUUUAUGUGUCAUUCAUUAUUGCCAUGACAGAAUAUAGCUUACUGAAUUAUCAUAUCUUUUCGGCUUUGCAAAUGGCAAUGUGGGUCUCCAGUGGAAGUCUGGGAAACCCAUUUUGAGUCUUUCUUAAUACUCCCUUAACUAGUUGUGUAGAAGUAACAUAAAAUGAGUGAUAUACAGUCACCAUGGCAUCAUAUGCAACUUCCUUAGUUAAUGAAAACUGUGCAACAAUAAUGUUUGCAAGAUAAAAAAAACCAACAAAUGCUUUCAUAAAAGUACUUUUGGAAGGUGGAUAAGUUAAGGGCUUUCCAAUGUAAUGUUUGAAUUGUACUUUUGUAUAUCCUAUUUAUUCUGGAUAAACAUGGAUACAUAUGGAUAGUAGAGUGAUCAAUUUAGCUAUUUAACAGAUAUUUUUCACUGAAGCAUACUGGCAUGGUUUGAGAUAUUACUGUCUCUACCUACCCUGCCUUUCAUUCAUGUAUACCUGUGCCUCAGCUGUUCAUUAAGUUCACACUGCUGUGCUCUCUUUUUCCACCAAGGGUGUAAUAUAUCAGAUUUUGUACUAGAGUAGCUGCGAUGCAGGUGCUUGCCUGGGUCUGUCAGGCUGCUGAGUAAUAAAAUCCUGACAGAGGAGCAAAGCAGAUAGCUGCAAACACUAAUGUCUCAACACAUUACAGUGAUAUCGGGGAAGGAUUUUUAUUAUAUCUGUCAAAAGGGGAAACCAAAGCAUGCAAGCAGCCAUGUGUCCUGUCAGGUUCAAAGACCACAUUGCUAAUAGCCUGAGAGGCAGGACCGGCUCCAAUUUGGGCAGUGUGUUUUCUGUCUCAGUAUGCUUGAACACAGUUCAGCUAAUAAUGUAUGUUAGGGCAAGCUCAGGAGUGCUCUGUUUCAUAUCCUGCUACAAAGACCGCUAAAGGCUGUCCAUGGCAGAAGAUACCUGAAGGGCACCAGGAGCCAGCAGUGGCUUUCUUCUCUCCCUCUGUAUCUUCAGACUGCAACUGAACAGGGAUGUCCUAGGCCCACAGUGGUCUCAAUCCUUCUCUUCAGUAAAAAAGAAAAAGUAAAUGUGGAAAAGGAGGGGCAAUACGGAUCAUCCUGUUUUCCUCAAUAGACAGUGAGAGCCCUUGCACUUCUGAGCGGCCACCAGAGUCCUACACCCCAAUAGAAAAGCAAGGCUGGCACCAAGGGGCCCUGACACUGCUGGUGAGGGUGUGCACUCCUGCGUGAGGCUGGGCUGUCUUGGAAGGUCCUCCAGGUCUUCAGCUUUCUCUCCCAGAAUGACUCUUUGGGGCUAUCUGCAAACUAAGGCAGGAGCAGCCACUUUGGCUGCCCUCCAGAAACUCUGAGGUAGCUGAAAGGGAGUGGGAGGAGGGAACCCCACAACUAUGCUGCAUUUACCUUACCACAUGCCCAAAGAGACAGAAUUGAACCCCAGAGUGUUUUAACAGGCAGCUGAAUUCUGGAUGAAAAAGUCUGAGGUUUCAUCUAUCUUUUUAUAACUAACUAGUAUUACAAUUACAAAAUAGAUGGUCUGCUUUUGCUUGUAAAUCUUACAUGGAUGUAUACUUACACAGAAAGAGUGGAACAGUUGCAUCAGAUUUCAUUGAUUUAGAUUUUACACAGAAUUUUUUGUGAGUGUACUGGUUGGUUUUGAGGCCAGAAUUUAGACCUUAAUAGCUUAUUGUUGUCAAUUUGUGUGGUCUAAUAGUAAUUAAUAGACACCUAAAUUAGUGUGGGGUUUUGGGUCUGGGUUUUUUGUUUGUUUGCCUGAAAUAACACAAAAAAAUUCUUUAUUGGAUGUGUAGGGGAAUGUUAAGUUUGCUCAUGUUCUGGCAUAAUUUGAACCCAUUUCUGCUGUAAUUGCUUUUAUAGCACUCUGAAAUUCAAGGGGGCAGAAGGGGUUUAGUGGUGAUGGAUCGUUGAGCUGAGCAUGCUUCUGGCAACAGAUAAAUGAGCUAAAGAUUAACGGUCAGCUUUCUUAAUUGUAAUAUCUGAAACCCUUCCCUGGAUAAAACUGGUGUCUAAGAAUUAGGAAAGACAUAGGAUUUUGCCUAAUGAAUUACUAUCUUCUGUUUGUUAUGAAACUCUUGGCUGACAUGUGAGCUAGUUACUUUUACCAUCUUACCUUAUCAGAAAGGUGAAGGACUCCUUCAGCAGGGUCAUUGUUUUCAUCUGGAAUAGCCAAAGGUUUCACAUCAAAGAUUCAGUAAGAUUGCACGUUACUCAUUAAGUAAAACCUGCAUCUUGUCUAAUCAGCAGUGUAUGCGUCUGCUGCAAAUCCAGGGCUGGAUUCAGCUGCUGUGCAAUGGGACUCUUGUUCUGAAAGCUGUUCCUGGUGAGGCUGUUGCUGUAUCUGGAAAUUACAUAGUGAUCAAAAUUAUAGCUCAUGUGUUCCUCUUCUUUGAUACUGUAAUAUAUUAGGUCUCCUGUCUCAAAGUGUUAGCAUAGAGCUUCAACUGCAAUACAGUCUGUGCUCCAGCCCUUUGCAGGCUUUGUAGGAAAGGAAGCCUAAAGAGCACUUGCAACAGAGGAGAUGAUGUCUUUUAUUAGUGUUUCACAGAAUCACAGAAUCCCAGGUUGGAAGGGACCUCAGGGAUCAUCUAGUCCAACCCUUCUAGGAAGAGCACAGUCUAGACAAGAUGGCCCAGCACCCUGUCCAGACAGCUCUUGAAGGUGUCCAACGUGGCCGAGUCAACCACUUCCCUGGGGAGAUUAUUCCAAUGGUUGACUGUCCUCACUGUGAAAACUUUCCCUCUCAUGUCCAAUCAGAAACUCCCCAAGAGCAACUUCUGUCCAUUCCCCCUUGUCCUCUUGUUUCAAGUGAAAGAAUUUCAUUAUUGUUGUUUUAGUCUAUUUGAAAGGAGGAUGAUCUUUUCCCUUUAAACACUAAGUCCAAUGUUAAAAAAUUACCUAUUAGAUACUUGUAAUCCUAUUAAGGAACUUAGUAACCUUGGUCUACCGGUGGUGCUGUGGUGGUAGGCAUUUCAUACCAGACACUAACACAAGCCUCUGAUACAGAAAGGGUCUCCAAAUCAAAAUGUAUUGAUGGAAAUUUCUUCAUCUGUAUGGAAAGACUGAAGCUUUCUGACAGAACAUAUCCUCUAUUUACUGGUGUGCUACAACAUAGUGUGAAAUUAUCUAUUAAGUGAAGAACACAGCUUGUGUCUGAGGUGACACUGGUUAUAGAGGCCAUCCUGUUUGGCCAAGACACUUAAAUUAGCAGUUUUCCCUACAAACCUGAAGGGUUAAUGCAAAGUUUAUUCAAAUUUACGUCUCCUUCCUCUGCAGUGCGGUGUUCCCACCACCUUUAAGAAAUGCUGGUGCUCCAAUGCCAUUCACCGGUACAGCUCCCAGCAACAGCCACCCAGUCUGCUGAUCUUACUGAUUGAGCCUGAAAUUUGAUUGGCUUGAUCAAUCCUAACCAAGGUGGUUAGGACUGGAGAUCAUGAGUCAUUGCCUAGUUUUUCUAAAGUUCAGUUUUUGUAAGCUCGCCAAAAGCACAAUCCAGAACCUACACCUCUUCAAAAAUAUUUUAGUCAAAAAGCUGGGAGGAUCAAUAGUCAGGGGCCAAAUCUUAAGUGUCCUUCUGAUUAAAAGAGCUGUACUUGCUCACAUCUAGAUAAAUCCAAACUGAAUUAGAAAAUGGAGGAACAGAAAAAAAUUCCUUCUUAUAUACAUGGGCUUUAGAAUGAGAUUGGAAGACCUGCAUACAAUACAGGACUUCUGUAUAAAACUAUAAAAUGCUGCAAACAUUUAAAUAAGAAACCUGUAAAGAAGAAGAUUAAAUUCCUCUCUUCUUCCCAGUUUCCUUCUUGUGGGGAAUAAUACAUAAAUAAAUAAAUAAAUAAAUAAAUGGGAAAACAUAUCAGCUGCUUUAAAGUGUCAGGAAUGUUUCUGUCACCAUAAACUUUGUUCAGUAGGAAUACAUAUGUUGUGAAAAACAACAUGCAAAUGGAUUUUUCUCUGAGUUAAGUUUUUAUUCUGAGAAAGGAUCUGCCUCUACCAAAAAAAAGGAAGCAUCACUAUGUUUGUUCUUUGAAAACAGACUCCGAGGGAGACUCUGAAGUGUCAGCCUGCUCCCAGUUCUCCUGUUCACUUGAUCUGGACAUGUCAGGCAGGGAAAACAAACAUUGCUCGGUGCCGUUCAGGUCCACCCCCUUGCAGACUGAGGGCUGGCUUGCCUCAUGUCAUCUAGCAUUUUAGGGAGCGGGAAAGCGAGGUAGCCUUCUCUCACUCUCUGUCCUUGCAAGCAGCAGGCUGAGCAGCAGUAUCUGUGUUCUUCUGAAAGCAAGGAGUGUUUCUGAAAAGUAAUGUUAGCCCUCUUCUCCAAAAAACCAAGGUAUCAUCCUGCUCUCUAACAGGCAGAAGUGGUUUGGCAGCUGAAUAUUGAGCCUUCUGUUGUUUCAUCCUUUUUGUUCAUGAGGCUAUGUUGUCCACCUGGACGUCUGACUUUAACCUUUGCCUGAGCGGAAGCUCACCUCAUUUCCCCUUUUCUUCAUGUUUGCAAUGGGCUUGUUUUCUAGUAAACAGCAGAAGUGAGGAGUGACCUGAACUGAUUUGGAAAUACUGUGAAGCCAGAAACUCCAGAACAUCCCCCUUCUGCCCACACACAAGGUAGCACCUUCUAGCUCGUCCUUCCUGUUAGGCGACCCAAUUGCUUAGAGCUGAGCUCAGUGCUCAAAAGCAUUUGGCAAGUGCAGUGCAUAUCCCAGAGCAGCACAAGUACCAUUUGUGGUCCUUUGCAGAGGGAAAAGCUGAUUAUUUGUUUAGGAAAUAGAGGCUGUAGUGCUUAACUUGUGAUAUUUCAGCCACUUCCAUGGCAACAGGCUCUGAGAGAACAAAGCAGGACUUCACCAGAUCACAUAACAGCUUGAAAAUGGAAUACAGAAAAUUUUACAUAGCAACAUUGUGAAGUUGCCUUUAACUUGAAUUUUACCUCUGUUAGUUAACUGGUGAUUUAAUCAGUGAAGUAAUUGCUGUACUGCCAAGCAGUUAUGAGCAAAUUGGCAUUGAUUUCUUUCAGUUGUCAGGCAUCCCUUGUUUCUGUAAUGACAGGGGAUGUGCCAGCACAGUGUGAUGCCCUUCUCCCCCUCUGCCCAAACGUAAUAUUGGCUAUCCGGCAGAUUCCCUGCGAUGAUCACUGUAUUUAAGGGGCAGCAUCAGUUAGAAACAAUGGCCUGGUUCAAAGGCAUUGGAAUUUUUCCAUCUUCUGUGGGCUUCAGAUUUGGCCUCAACUUAGAAAUUUGGCAUAGCCUAUUGCAUGGUCUACAGAAUAAGAGGUUGCAAAGCAUGUGGUUGAGUGAUGGGAUUGUGAACCUCCUGUGCUUAAAGGCAAACCCUUUAUAUUCCUGACCUGAAUUAGAUCUGGUCACUGGGAUUUUAAUCCCCUCAUUGCAGGCAAGGAGAUGGAGGGACUACUUUACCCCUUGGGUCCUUGUGUUAUGAGCAUCACUCACACCAUUUCCUUUAGCUGGCUCAUGCAGAUAGCACCAGAAAGGGCUACAGUGCCCAUGUGUGAAAGGGCUUAUUGCCUGCAGCUGCUUUUCUCAAAGUUUGGUGACACAGAUUCAGAUUCAGGAUAAAAUAUCAGCCCUUUUGGAUUUGGUUCACAGGGAGCAGGUCUGGCAUGCAUCACCCCUGUGUGCGCAGGAUGUGCAUAGGCACGGGGAGUCCUGUGCUUUCUGUCUGCACCGUCAGGCUCUGCAUGACCCCACAUGGCCCUGCAGAGUCCCUCAUCCCAGGCUCAUGCAGCCUGUCCUUGCUGCAGGCUGCUGUGUUCUUCCAGAGCAGGACCUCAGCCUUGGAGAAGGCAGCCAGGGCAUGAAGCCGACUGCUGUGGUGAUGGAAAUGUGGCAGUGACAGGACAGCCCUGGUGGUGCUGCCUGCUCUCUCUGUGCAAGCGUCUUCCAGAGCUGGGUUUGCUAUGUGGCCUGUCAAGAGAGAAGACAGAUGAGGACGAUAUUAACAAGGUUAAUGGCUUUUAACGGGGCUGUUGACAGCACAGUUCCCUUUGCCUCCAAGGCUGAGCAGCAGGGUCUAACUAAUCUUAUCCUGAGUGCUGGCCACCAAAAAGCUGUUUAGUUCACACAGUUGAGAAGUCUUGAGUCAGGAAGAUUUUACAUUUGGUUUCUUGGUAUGGAUGAUUUCAUGCUGAUCCUUUCGAUAGAAACUAGGACAGAUGCAGCCAACUGGAAAGGUGGCAAGAUGGAGCAAAUUGCUCCUGAGCAAGCGAGGAUGCUGAGGACCAGGAAGGGUCAAGAGCUGUCAGGGAGUGGUAGCAAAGGUGCAGGGCACAGAGCUGGGAAUUUGCAGCUCAGAGAUGGGAACCACUGCGAGGAUCAGGGAGCAACCAGCCAGUCCCUGCUGGGACCAGAGAGAAGCCUUUCCAGGUCAGGGGAAGCUGUUCAGAAUUUGCUAUGGUCAGGAAGCCACAAAACUAGCUAAACCAAGCCCAAAAUAAAGGAUUGAGUUGGAGGGGGGGAGCUUUGUAUAAAAAAUUAUUGUUCAUGUAUUUGAUUUUACUAGUACCUUACCUAGCUGAUUUUUUUUCUAUUUAAAAUGUUAGUUGACUUACUUGUAUUAUAAUAAAGCCUGGCUUUUUUUUUUUUCUUUUUAUGUUUUAAAGCCACCUUGUUGCCUUUGAGGAACCCUAUAAGGAAGUGGUCUAGAGAGGGGACUUCAAAGCUGUGGACAGCUUUCGGUCUCAUCACCCACCUGUGGUCACCUCUUCCCCAGCCCCAGCAACAUGAACUUGAGCCUGGCUAAAGACCAAAUUGUUAUAAUACAGAGAAUUUCUCUCCUUGGUUGCUCUGCAACCAGCAGCAGCAAGUUUCCUGUUGUUGGAUCACCCUGACACUCUGCAAAGGAAUGUGGAGGCAUUGAACCUUGUGACAGAGGAAUUUGCAGACUGCUUGAUUAGCCAGGACAGAAUUUCCAGAAUCUGACAAAACCCCUGUUUUUUAGAAUACCUGGGGAAAGGGUUGUGUGACUACAUAAACACAUGACACAUAUAUGCUGUAAGAGAGAGCUGUCAUGAGGACCCUUAGCAGGUUUGGCUAUAGUGGGUUUAGCAGUGCCUAUUGUCUGUAUUUAGAUAGAGCACAAGGACCCUAAAUGAAAUGGGAGUUCAUUUGGUGGAUGUUGUUAACACACACAGCAGAAACCUCUAUUGCUAACUGUCUUGGCCUCAGCAGUCAGAAGAGACAGAUCUGGUUUCAGAAACCGAGAUCAGGCUAGCAUCCCUCCUCUGGACCAGGGCUGCAGGGUCGGCCGCUGCUCCCUGCUGGCAGCUGUGGGCAGGCAAGAGGAAUUUGGCUGUUUGGGCAAUGAUUGCUGUUAACCAGCAGUUGGCCCUCCUCAGGGAAAUGCAGCAAGCCCGGUGGAGGUGUCCUGUUCAAAAAGCCAAGGUGCAGGAUGAGCCAGUGCUGAUCUGUGCCAAUCUCAGUACAGGAGACAGAAAAAAGGGAGGUGUAUCGCCCCUGUCAGGGGGUUAAAGGUAGAGAGCCUGGAUAGUAGGUACAGUGUCAGUCUGGCCUUCAGUACCAGAGUAGGGAAUGUAAUUCUUUUUUUUCAAGAAGUAUUUUCUUUGUAUUGAGCAAGUGUGUUAUAGUGAGAUUUUAAACUGUUGAGUCAGGUAGGAAAUAACAUUUUUCAGGACAUAAGGGAAGUUUGCCAGGGAUUGUAUGGGUGGGUUUUGUUUUUGUUUGUUUUGGUUUUGUUUUUGUUUUUGGUUUUGGUUUUGUUGUUCAUGCAAGUUACCGUGUCACAAAACAGGAAAGGAGAGGAAAGGUUAAUUCCAUUGAAGUAUUGACACUUUGUUUAAAGUAUAUCCAACAGCCGACAAAGAAGUUCAUUUAAGCUACUGCUGUUUACUUACUGCUGUUUAAAGCAAAGUUUACUUUGUAAGAAUCCAGCCCUUGAGAGCCCAGAGCUGCUGUGUCUUGCUACCCAGCAGCACACACAAAUAUAUUCUUUCGCCCUGAACUAUUUGCUUCUGCCUUCUGCAUGAGUAAAGUUAUAAUCACUCAGGAUAUGUUUUAGGAAAAAUGACCCUUUUCUGAAAAUGUCUUACUAAUAUUCAGGGUUUUUAAAAUUAUUAUUCUACUAUGGCUGGAUUUGGGUUUUUUUUUUUGGGUGGGGUAGGAAAAGAACAUAAUCCAGGAUUUAAUUUGUAAGAAUUAGAAAGAGAGGAAGCUUGCUGGGGUAUUUGGAGCUCAUUCCUACAAACUGAAUCUGUAAAUCUUUUACAAAGCUGUAUAUGUAAAUUGGCUGAUAGUUAAACUUUGCACAGAUUAAGAGUAAAGGUAGUGACCUAAAGGAAAGUUAGAGGGUACAGUGAUUAACCUUUCUCCAUAACUAAUUUCAGUAAGGAAUUCCAGACUGCCAUACUUUACAUGGUUUUGGAGUUGUAUAUCCCUCCUCCUCCUUCAUAUUUUCUUGGGAAUUGGAAAUAUGUUGCUAAUGAAGCCUUUCAUAUAAAUGUAAAGAAUUACCGUUGAUUUGUAAGACCUAAAAGACAUUUAUGUUUUCUGACCUGUAAAGUACAUUUUGUGUCACUUUAUUCUUGAUUUACACCCACUGGAUCUGGUGGUUUGUCUUCCCUGACCUAAGCAGAUCCUUCAGGCAAGCAGUUCGUUGAAUUGGGUCAGUAGAGCUGGCCAAGGCAGGGUGUUUCCAGUUCACAGGAGCUGUUAAUACAAAACUUACCUUUGUUUUGAAUCAGAUUGAAACUAGAUUAAAAGCAAAAAAUAUCUUGCUGGUUAGAAAUUUAAGAGGGGGAAGUCAUCUUUCUGAGGCAUGAGGUGUUUCCAAAAUUAAAUUGUCCAGCUGGCAUUAGCAUUGGCAGCUGCUGCUGGAAAUGUAGCCUGGCUACCUGAACAAGUUUCUAUGCAUCACUGAUACAGCAAGAUCUAGAGCAUACAGUUGUUCUUUCCGGCUUCAUAUCUGCUGCACAAAGGUAAUAGCUGACUUGCUUUUAUUUCAUCUCCUAAAUUUUGUUGAAAUUUUGUUGGAGAAGCCUUGCCCACCACUGAUGUAAGCUCGAGCAAGCCCGUUGACCUCGGAGGCUGAAGGUUCAGCCUCAUGUGGCUGAGCUGGAAGGGAGCUGGGGAGCUCCAAGGAUCUGUUGGGGGACCAAAUUCUGCAAAAUUCCGCUGGAGUCUUGAUGAAAAUUCAUCACCAGGACUGAGAAGGUUCUGACAAACAUUUCCAGGUGUUGGAUGGGGGGUGUAUCCAAUAAAACAGCACGUCUCAGAAGUCCUAGCCUUGUUCCUAUUUCUCUUCUUACACUUAGCUAUUUCUGGAGGGAAUCACCAUAGUUUCCAUCCUUUGUUCCAUCAUAGUCAGCUCCUGAGGGAAUGUGAAUAUCCCCCAAGACUGCAGUAUAACUCAACAGAUCUGUUAUUUAUUAGGUGCCCACUGUGUACUGAGAAUUCCUGUUGGCUUCAAAGGAUGACACGGAUAGGCUUUAAAUGAACAAUUGCUGAAGACCCAAAAUGCAAACACAGGGAAGAAAAAGCUCUUAAAAUAUCUUAAGAUCAUAAGUAAAGGCUCAGAAUUACUUCUAAUAACAAAAUAAUAACAUCUUUCUUCAGUUUUUAUGCAUCUUGUUAGAUACAAUUAAGAAAAAUUCUGAAUCUUUCCACAAAAAUGGCAUGGCCCUACAAUAUUAAUUUAGAGUUUGCUUUGAAUUAGAAAUAAGUAAUUACUUCAGAAAAAGGGAGAAGGGGAUGGGUGCUAGCCAAACCUCAUGAUUUGCUCACCCUGAUAUUUCAAGCUGUUAGAGUUCAACAUUGAUUCAAAUGCAAAUGAGGCAAAUUGGAAGAGCCUUAAUAUCUGGGUCAGUGCAACCAUGGACCUGGUUUCUGAACUUGGUCUAUUUUAAAAGAAAAUAUUAAUGGUUAAGAAAUUACUGAUUAAUAUUUUUCUCUUCUGUAUUUUUUUCUGUAUUACUUUAAUAAAUACAUUACAUGAUUCAAAAGGAGAUUUAUGGUGUAAUUUCAGAUCUGAAUUUUAGUCUUUCAUCAUUGAAAUGUUUUCCUUGAAAUAUGUUUUCCUUGAAAUACCUGUUUUGCUUCACUGUUGAUUAAAUAACUUUGAUACAA